This is a messenger RNA of Eriocheir sinensis (Chinese mitten crab), 1023 nucleotides long. RefSeq names its product acanthoscurrin-2-like. The record is from RefSeq and is a predicted model, not a curated record. The transcript is spliced from 2 exons. The coding region runs from base 207 to 899 and encodes 230 amino acids. Lineage: Eukaryota; Metazoa; Arthropoda; Malacostraca; Decapoda; Varunidae. Gene Ontology annotation, molecular function: peptidase inhibitor activity. Gene Ontology annotation, cellular component: extracellular region.
UGGCGGCGUCAGGGCACAGACGCAGGACGGUUGCGGCGGCACGGAGGUCACGCUGGGUGGGAGGGGCGUUCCGCAGGGAUAGUAAUCGGGCUCAGGGCAUCCACGCAGCACCUGGAGGCCCGAGUCAAGGCCGCCGCCGUCGCAGCUACAAAAGGAGUCGUUGCCGUCCGCCGGAACAAGCCAGUCCGCCAGUGUCUAUUGUUGAGAUGAAGCUGAGGAAGUCCCUGCUGGUGGUGGUGGUGCUGGUGGCGGCGGCGGCGGCGCAGAAUGCCAAACCUGCCUCUUCCGACGAAGGCAAGGCCGCUUCGCCCGGCCAGACCCGGCACGGGGCCACGGGCGGCGGCGGCCAGGAUGUCAACACCAGGUUCUUCUCUCCCGGCCAGCUGGCGUCAGUUGUGAACGCCGGCCAGUCUCUGCUGGGCGGCAUCCUCAACGGAGGCCGCCCCUUAGGCGGGAACCAAGGCUUCGGCGGACACCAGCACGGCUUUGGCGGCAACCAAGGGUUCGGCGGACAUCAUGGCAACCAAGGCUUCGGUGGCUUUGGUAACCAAGGCUUCGGCGGCUUUGGUAACCAAGGCUUCGGCGGUCAUCAAGGUGGUCAUCAUGGCAACCAAGGGUUUGGAGGCUUUGGUAACCAAGGCUUCGGCGGUCAUCAUGGCGGUCACCAUGGUAACCAAGGCUUCGGCAACUUCGGUGGCUUCGGUUUCGGCGGGUCCAAGCCUGGCCAGUGCCCGCCGGUGCGGCCCCAGUGCCCCCCCACCAGGAACUUCUCUCCGCCGUCCCCGUGCCGGCAGGACCGGCAGUGCAGCGGCUCGGACAAGUGCUGCUACGACACCUGCCUCCAGGACCGCGUCUGCAAGCCCGCGCAGGGAGGCUUCGGGGGCACGUUCGGGAGAUAAACUGAACGUGUCGUAACGCUGAGUGUUGUAACUAGGCAUAUUUAUUAAGGCUUUAAACAUAUCCAUGAACAAUGUUGUAUUUUUAUCCAUUUGAGGUAAUUUAUAAUAAAAAUUGAAAAUCUUU